This is a messenger RNA of Papaver somniferum (opium poppy), 732 nucleotides long. RefSeq lists its product as uncharacterized. Bases 1 to 732 code for a protein of 243 amino acids. NCBI's taxonomy places the organism in Eukaryota, Viridiplantae, Streptophyta, Magnoliopsida, Ranunculales, Papaveraceae. The record is from RefSeq and is a predicted model, not a curated record. The transcript has a single exon.
AUGGGAUUUCCUGGAAUGCUGGUGCAUUGGGUAUGGACAGGAUGCCCUCCCUAUUGGGUCGGUCAUUAUAAGGGUCAUUACGCAAAACCAACAGUGAUCCUUGAGGCCGCUGCUUCUUAUGAUUGUUGGAUACGACACACUUUUUUUGGUCACCCAGGAUCUCAAAACGAUAUAAAUGUUUUACACAAAUCGCCUUUGUUUGAAGAUUUAAAGUAUGGAAUUUCUCCUCAGCUAAAUUUCAGUAUCAACGGGAAUCACUACACUCAUGGUUAUUAUCUCGCAGAUGGAACGUAUCCAAAAUGGUCAACUUUAGUUCAAUGUUACCGUCGGCCACCUGCCGGUGAAAUGGGUUAUUCAUACUCGUAUUUCAAUAGUAAACAGAUGAAUCUGAGAAAGGAUGUGGAGCGGGCUUUUGGAAUUCUGAAGUGGAAGUUCGCAAUCGUUUGUGGGCCUUAUCGUAGUUUAAGUGCUCGUGAAAUGCAUAAGACUAUGCUGACUUGCAUCAUUAUGCAUAACAUGGUUAUCCAGGAGACUUGUCGUAAUAAGAAUUGGGCUAACCAUCAAGAUGACGACUUAAGGCCUGAGAUUAUACCAGCUAGAGUAUUACCUGCAAGGAACUAUGCGCAAAUGACCAGUCAUAUCGAGAACAGAACUCUGUAUAACAGGUUGAGGGAAGAUCUCAGAGCGAAUCUGUGGGCUGAGUUUGGAAGAGAUGGGGGACGAAUUGAGUAG